GUCCUAGCUUCGACAAAACAAAUCCGCAGCUUCUCUUUCACAGAUCGUCAUUCCAGCCAGAACCAUGAACUGCAUUCGGAAGAUUAAACAAACAUGCAAAGACAGGGUUACAUCGCAAUUUAAAUCCCACACUUAUCUAGCUCUUUCAAGAACAUCUUAUAUAGUACUUGGCUGCAGCGCGUGGAUGGCUAUCUCAAUCAGGUCACUUUCCUGCUGCAUCAAGUACGAACCUCAAUAUUUUUUACUUUUCAGCCCAGCACAUAUCUGGGCUUUUGUAUUGAUCAUCCGUCAUGAAUAUAAGGAACUGGAAGAAGUCCAUUUGGAUUGGGAGAGAGAGGAAGCUCAGGAGAUCAGGUCUCAAAAGUUGAGGGACGCAUCUAAGAAGAGUGAAUCAGAGGCUGACAAAUUAAGCGAUGGAAGCGGGAGCUCUAAUGGUGGAAAGUCAAAGAGAAGAAAUCAUAGAGGGGGGGUCAAGGCUAAGAAAAUAAGAGGUAGAAGUGAAGAGGCGAGUGCCACCUACAGUUAGUGGGGUGUCGAUCCUGAGGAAGUAUUAAGC
Messenger RNA from Sclerotinia trifoliorum, 556 nucleotides. NCBI's taxonomy places the organism in Eukaryota, Fungi, Ascomycota, Leotiomycetes, Helotiales, Sclerotiniaceae. The record is from the annotation of a GenBank genome assembly.